Molecule: messenger RNA, 1002 nt
Organism: Symbiodinium pilosum
Lineage: Eukaryota; Dinophyceae; Suessiales; Symbiodiniaceae
Source: the annotation of a GenBank genome assembly
AUGAUGAUGUCGGGUCCUCGACCGAAGCGACGGCGUUUCGAGUUUCAGCCAGGGGACGUGGUGAUCAAGAUCUUGGUGAGCACAGGCACGGCGGGCAAGAUCAUUGGUACAGGUGGUGCUGAGGUCAAGGCGCUACGGGCCCAGACUGGCGUUACCCUGCAUAUUUGGGAGAACAAGUUUAUGGGAACAGGCCUCCAAGUGGUUGUUCUAGGAGGCCAGCGUGCUUGUGUGGACCAGGCUUUGAUGUUUGUGACGGAGAAGUUAAUGGAAGAAGGUUCGGCGUCGGGCAGUGAUGCUAGUGCGCAAUUGCUCUUGACAAGCAAUGCCAUCUCCAAGAUCAUUGGCGCAAAGGGAGCAACCAUCUCACAGCUUCGGCAGGAGUUCGGGUGCCACCUGGAGGCAGACAAGGUCACGCACCAGGGCGAACAGCUGCUGAAGGUCAACGGUCCCGGCGGGAUGGUCCAGCAACUGCUCAUUAAGUUGACUGAGUUCGUCGAGGGGGCAGGAGAUUCCCAGCAAGUAGCCAACAAUGAUUACAGCGACUAUCACUACGGUGCUGGUGCAGCCUUCGUUGGAAAUGUCGGACCUUGGUCAAAGGGCAAGGGCCCACCUGCCAAAGGGCUGUUUGGUGGCAAAGGGCUCGGAGGGGCUCUGGCCCCGAUGGCUUCUGCAGGUAAAGGGUUCGGAGAUGUUGGAGGUGGCCACCCGAACCAUAUUGGCCAGGAGACCAUGCAAAUAGAUCUUCUGCAGGCUGAGUCUGAUCCGUCUGUCCUGUCGAGCGUCUCCACGAUCCAGUUUGCCAUUCCCUCGCAGUCCGUAAGCCGUGUGUUAGGCAAGGGAGGUGUGUUCUCCAAGGAAAUCUCGAGGCAUACUGGGGCAAAGUUGGUGAUUGAUCCACCUGGUCCAGGGGCGGAAACAUGUGUAGUCACGCUGACCGGCCAAGUGGGGGGCGUGAAUCGCGCCCACUGUAUGGUCGUCUCCCGGCUGAUCUCCGAAUAUUAG